UUCUCCUCUAUUCGCGUUUUGUUUUUUGCAGUGUGUAGUUCCUAGCUUUACAUUGUACGGACGGUAAAUCAGUUCGAUUUUCAACCUACGAUACUUUUCUCUACUCGCCAAAAACCAUCUGCAAUGGAGUUCAACUUCGAAGGGAAGACCGUUUUAGUCACAGGAGCUGGCCAAGGUAUUGGAAAAGGUAUCUGCAUGAAACUCGCCAAGUGCGGAGCUCAAGUCAUUGCCGUCUCGAACUUAACAAGUCAGCUAGACGACUUAAAGGCGGAAGUACCGUCAAUCAGACCAAUCCAGGUUGAUCUGGAUAACUGGAACGAGACGAGGGAAAAGCUCAAGGACGUUGGACCAGUAGAUGGUUUGGUCAACAAUGCAGGCGUCGCAUUCAUCAAUUCUUUCUUUGACAUCACCGAGAACGAUUUCGACAGGUCUUUCAAUGUCAAUGUUAAGGCUGUAAUCAAUGUUUCUCAAAUGGUUGCAAAAGGCAUGGUGGAGCGAAAGAAGGGUGCCAUAGUGAACGUCUCAUCCCAAUCAUCGAUGAAAGGUCACGAGGAUCACACAGUGUACUGCGGAACAAAAGCAGCAGUGGACGGUGUGACACGUGUUAUGGCCCUGGAGCUCGGUAAACACAACGUCCGCGUCAACUGCGUCAACCCUACUGUUGUGCUCACCCCCAUGGGGCGCAACUGGUGGGGCGAGCCCAGCCGAGGAGAACCAAUGCUGUCCAGGAUCCCAUUAGGACGAUUUGCAGAGGUUGAAGAGGUUGUCAAUACCAUUUUAUUCCUUCUGAGUGACUCUGCCAGCAUGAUCAACGGAGUAACGCUCUUAGUUGAUGGUGGUCACGUGGCUGCACCCCAUCGAUGCACAAAAUAAGCGUGUAAGCAGCUUCUACGAUCCGAAUGUUGAAAAUCUCGUUAAGCCAAAAAAAAGAAAUUCAUCAUUUUUAGCGUUGAUUUAUUUUAAUUCUUGGAUAUUCGCCCAUCUUUAGACGCUAUGGGUUUCUUUUCACUUCAGUUGUAAAGUAGGCGUUUUAUUUAUUGUGUGCCUAGUAUUACUACAUACCUUCUUGUAUUAUAUUUUUGUUUUUCCUUUGUAUUCUUAAGACUGCAUUUGUAAAUACAUGUUUCUUCAGCAGAA
Bemisia tabaci is the source of this 1137-nucleotide messenger RNA. Its product is annotated as L-xylulose reductase. Gene Ontology annotation, molecular function: carbonyl reductase (NADPH) activity; L-xylulose reductase (NADPH) activity. Gene Ontology annotation, biological process: xylulose metabolic process; glucose metabolic process. The record is from RefSeq and is a predicted model, not a curated record. Lineage: Eukaryota; Metazoa; Arthropoda; Insecta; Hemiptera; Aleyrodidae.